Trichosporon asahii var. asahii CBS 2479 is the source of this 1653-nucleotide messenger RNA. RefSeq names its product methylmalonate-semialdehyde dehydrogenase. The transcript has 2 exons. Bases 1 to 1653 code for a protein of 550 amino acids. The record is from RefSeq and is a predicted model, not a curated record. Gene Ontology annotation, molecular function: malonate-semialdehyde dehydrogenase (acetylating, [NAD(P)+]) activity; methylmalonate-semialdehyde dehydrogenase (acylating, NAD+) activity. Gene Ontology annotation, cellular component: mitochondrion. NCBI's taxonomy places the organism in Eukaryota, Fungi, Basidiomycota, Tremellomycetes, Trichosporonales, Trichosporonaceae. Gene Ontology annotation, biological process: thymine catabolic process; L-valine catabolic process.
AUGCUCAGGUCCGCUCGCAUCGCCCCCACCACCGUCCGCCUCGCGCGCGGCUACGCCUCCUCGGCCUCCAACGUCAAGGCCGCCGAGAUCUCGGCCCUCUCCCAGAUCGCCCGCCAGUACGCCGACGAGGUCUCCUCCAAGUGGGCUGGAACCUCUGCCACCGGCGGCAACACCAAGAACUUCAUUGGUGGCCAGUUCACCGACUCGAAGGCCAAGGACUGGCUCGAGGUCCGCGACCCCUCGUCGCAGGCUGUUGUCACCCGCGUCCCCGAGACCACCGCCGAGGAGUUCCAGCAGGCCGUCGACGCCGCCUCUGAGGCGUACAAGUCGUGGUCGACCACCUCGAUCAUGCGCCGCCAGCGUGUCAUGUUCGAGCUCCUUCACCUCAUCCGCGAGCACACCCCGGACAUCGCCAAGUCGAUUGUUCUUGAGCAGGGCAAGACCUUCGCCGACGCCCAGGGUGACGUCGGCCGUGGUCUCCAGGUUGUUGAGGCUGCCACCGCCAUCACCUCGACCCUCCUCGGCGACAAGCUCGAGGUCACCAACGACAUGGACACCUACUCCCGUCGUCUCCCCCUCGGUGUCACCGCCGCUAUCACCCCCUUCAACUUCCCCGCCAUGAUCGUCCUCUGGUCGGCUGCCCUCGCCACCGUCACCGGCAACACCCUCAUUGUCAAGCCCUCUGAGCGUGACCCCGGAGCCACCAUGAUCAUUGCCGAGCUCUGCAAGAAGGCCGGUCUCCCCGACGGUGUCUUCAACGUCGUCCACGGCUCUGCCAACACUGUCAACGCCAUCUGCGACGCCCCCGAGAUCAAGGCCAUCUCGUUCGUCGGUGGUGACACUGCCGGCAAGCACAUCUACGACCGUGCCAUUGUCCAGGGCAAGCGUGUCCAGGCCAACCUCGGUGCCAAGAACCACGCCGUCAUCAUGCCCGACGCCAACAAGAACCUUACCCUCAACGCCGUUGCCGGUGCCGCCUUUGGUGCCGCCGGCCAGCGCUGCAUGGCUCUUUCCGUCGCCAUCUUUGUCGGCGAGUCGCGCAAGUGGAUCCCCGAGCUCAUCGAGCGCGCCAAGGGCCUCAAGGUCUCUGGCGGCUUCGAGGAGGGCGCUGACCUCGGACCGGUCAUCUCCCCCCAGGCCCGUGAGCGCAUCGAGUCGCUCAUCGGCUCUGUCGAGAAGGAGGGCGGCAAGAUCCUCCUCGACGGCCGUGGCCACGUCGUCCCCGAGUACCCGAACGGCAACUUUGUCGGCCCCACCGUCGUCGAGGUCGACACCAACAUGUCGGCGUACAAGAACGAGAUCUUCGGCCCCGUCCUCAACAUCAUCUCGGCCGAGACCAUGGACGAGGCGAUCGACAUCAUCAACGCCAACAAGUACGGCAACGGUGCCGCCAUCUUCACCAACUCUGGCGCCACUGCGCGCAAGUUUGAGAUCCAGGCCGAGCCCGGACAGAUCGGCAUCAACGUCGCCAUCCCCGUCCCCCUCCCCAUGUUCAACUGGUCCGGCUCCAAGGGCUCGUUCAUGGGCGACAUCCCCUUCUACGGCAAGACUGGUCUCGACUUCUACACCGUCCGCAAGACCACCACCGCCCUCUGGCCUCACCAGGACUCGCUCUCGAGCCGCGCCGCCGUCUCCAUGCCCCAGAUCAACUAA